Acanthaster planci (crown-of-thorns starfish) is the source of this 2113-nucleotide messenger RNA. Its product is annotated as cholesterol 24-hydroxylase-like. Gene Ontology annotation, molecular function: heme binding; iron ion binding; cholesterol 24-hydroxylase activity. NCBI's taxonomy places the organism in Eukaryota, Metazoa, Echinodermata, Asteroidea, Valvatida, Acanthasteridae. Gene Ontology annotation, biological process: cholesterol catabolic process. The record is from RefSeq and is a predicted model, not a curated record.
CGAGACAACACCCGGAACCAUGUUACUAGUGGCUGCUCUGCUGCCGGCCAUUUUCCUGAUGAGUUUUGUCGGGUUUGUGCUCUACGUGAUCUACCAGCACAAACGGUUUGCGCACUUCCCUGGCCCACCACGAAGCGACUUCUUCACCGGUCACGUGAGGCAGAUUAUUGCCGGCAUUGACCGUGGAUCUUCCCUGGCAGAAUACCUAACCGACCAAAUGAGAGCUUAUGGCCUGGUCUACCAUCUUUUCAUGUUCUACAAACCGGUGGUGGUGGUCCUCGAGCCAAACUUCUUAAAGGAAGUUUUGCAUUCCACGACACACACAAAGCCCCCGCAGGAGGCUAAGACGUUCUGGAAUGUCUUCGGUCAGCGGUUCGUCCACCAUGGCCUGCUGAUGGAAACCGACGUGCCGAAAUAUCUCAAGCGGCGAGCACUCUUCACCCCUGCUUUCCAUCGGCAUUAUCUGAUGAACCUGAUGGAUUCGUUCAAUGAGAGUGCAGACAUUCUAAUUAAGAAGUUGGCCAUGAGGGCCGAUGGCAAGACCAAGGUUUUCAUGUUGGAAGAGCUCAACCGAGUAACACUUGAUGUCAUCGCCAAGGUUGCCUUUGGGUUACAUCUCAAUAUUACCUCCGACGACAACUUGCCCCUUACAAAAGCUGUGAAAACGUCCUUCAUUGCCAUUAACAGGUGUUUUCUUCAACCGUGGAUAAAGUACAGUUUCCUCCCGUCCCAUCGUCAGUUCAGGCAGGAAGUUCGGAGUGCCAUCCGCUAUCUUCGGGAGACAGGACGGAAGUGUGUCCAAGGGAGGCUGGAUGCCAGGAAUAGAGGGGAACAGCUCCCUAAUGACAUCCUGACCUACAUCCUGGAUGCAUCCAAGAACCUCGAGGCGGACGCCGAUUUCAAAAUGGAAGAAAUGCUGGACGAGUUUGUCACUUUCUUUAUUGCUGGCCAAGAGACAACAGCCAAUCUGAUGGCAUUCAUGUUACAUGAGCUAGGACACCAUCCAGAAAUCAUGCUCAGAGUGGUGACAGAAGUGAACGCCGUUCUCGGUGAUAGGGACUAUGUAGAAUAUGGGGAUCUUGCGAAAUUUGAAUACAUGUCCCAGGUAAUCAAAGAGACACUUCGCCUUUGGCCGCCUGCGUUUGGAACCAACCGUUUGAUGGCCUCUGACGUAACCGUGAAGGGAAUGAAGAUUCCCGCGGGAACUGUGGUUUGGCUAAACACCUACGCAAUGGGACGGAUUGAGUCGCACUUCAAGGAUCCGCUGGUUUUUAACCCUGAUCGAUUCCAUAAAUCCGAAAGUGAGGACAGACCUGUGUACGCUUACUUCCCGUUUUCCAUGGGUACUCGUUCGUGCCUUGGACAACAAUUCGCACUGAUUGAAGCUCGACUUAUUAUGGCCCGCCUGCUACACAACUUCGAGUUUAAGCUGUGUCCUGGACAACCCCGCGGAGACAUCGUGCAGCAUGUGUCCCUCCAGCUUCGCGACCGAUGCAUGAACUACCUGACUCUUGCCAACCGUUAAAGGCAUUUAUGGGGCUUAGAAGUAUGAUUUGGACAAGAAUUUAAGCGGCACUUUCAUCCUAUUAGCCAUUACUUGCUGUACCAGGUAUUUUCUGCUUGCAAAAAUUUUAUUCCAAAGAAUACAUGAGGGAGCUUUGUAAUCAAUGAUUUUCCAAGGAACAGUGGAAUGUUUUGUAUUCUCAUCUUAUCAUCUCUUUAAUUAAGACUUGAUUACAAAUAAAGCUGACUAAUUAUUAAGAAACAUAAGCUGACUGUGCAGCUUGGAAGCAAUUUGAUAAUGAAGCGUAUUUUUUCAUCCUUGUGAAGUCGUUCCUGUGUUUGGAGCUAGCUUGAACAUGUGUCCUUGUGUGAGUUAUAUGUUUUCAUUUAGAUGUUUUGACUGUAAUCUAUCUCAUGAUUGCAUUUGUAAAUCGCCCUUUCAGGGACAGUUAACACUUAUCAUCAUGGAGAGUUAAACUAACCAUUUCUUCCGAAGAUCUAAUGACGGUUUUGAGGAACAACUUUUGUUCAUGGCACACCUUACCUUCAGGCUUCAUUUCUGGUCGUGCAGUGGUGUUAUGCAGCCACCAGCGGCGGAACGAUUUUCAAA